This is a messenger RNA of Amoebophrya sp. A120, 3026 nucleotides long. Lineage: Eukaryota; Dinophyceae; Syndiniales; Amoebophryaceae. The record is from the annotation of a GenBank genome assembly.
CACGUCAUUUAAACCCACGCCAUGAACAAGACGAGUUCGCGACGUGACUGCUAGAGAGUGGUCGCUACUUGCUCGGAAAUAUAUUAGUGAACCUGAAGAACGACAUUGCAAUCAACAUAUCGCCAACCGCAGGAACAGUUUCUAACUCUGCCUCGCAAAUAAAAUCGUACCUGGUACCAGCCUUGAGUUUGAGUGAUGAAACAAAAGGCCAAAAGUAUUCGUGGGCUGAGCAAUUGGGAGGGUUCGUUCACGUUCGUAAUUGAUUGCUCGAAGAGGAUACGAAUCACAAUCAACAUUGUUGCCAUAGCAUCCAUCAGUAGAGGACCACUUGAAAAAUUACGCCUAGACGUAGAUUUUAUCAUUCGGAAAACGAGAAAGACUAAGAUUGGAUAGAAGAUAGCUCUUCUGCACUGCAAAACACAUUGUCUAAUCCGAAAACGAAUUAUAGUCCCAACGAAUUUUUUUUUCCCCCUGACCUUUUCUCACCCCUCUCCUCGCUCUCACCUCGUGAAGAUCGAAGAGCAACUUUCCAAAACUCCCCAACCAUGCCCUCGUCCGCCGUGGACGCCGGCGGCGAGGCCAAGUUCAGCGCCCGACAGCGGAAGGAAUGGGCAUAUUUGGUAUGAGAGUGCACAACUCCCCCCCCCCCUCAUUUGUUUGGUAUGAACAGCAAUACGACCACUGAUGGAGCCUGAGCAUGACAAGUUCAUGCGCCGAAUGUAGUACAACUCUUUGGGCUUCCCGAACUUGUCAUGCAAAGUGUGCUACAAGGCAGCGCAGCGACUAGAUUUUUCGGGAUUUUGCAUUACAAACGAGGGGAGGGGGAGUUGCGCACUGUCAUAUUUGGAGGAGCGCGCGCAGAAGAUCCGUUCUGGCGAGGUGCAACCGCAACCGGGCAACGAGAUGGACGACUUGGCCGCCUUUGUGGCGACCAAACUUCCCGAAUUGUACCAGAAGCACCACAAGGUCGCGGACGACCGGGACGGCACGCAGUCUGACAGCGGGCUGCCGCGGGACAGCCACGCCAAGUACAUCAAGAAGAAGGAGGCCGUCGACCACGCGGAGGGCAACGCGGUGACGAACCUGACCCGAUCGGAGUCCCGCUUCCUCGACGAGCCCGGCGCGGUGGGCGGCGGGUGCAGCGGCGCGAACGCGGAGUUGCCGGUCACCUCCAUCCAGCGCGACCACGCCUUCGACCCGAAAAACGAGGGUCCCUUUGGGCCCUGGGAGAAGGACGGAGUGACAACGAAAAAGAAGAAGUCCAAGUCGAAGAAGCGCGACGUCGAUGACGCCGCGUCUGACGUCAGCAGUGUGAUCAGCUCCGCCAGCUCCUACUUGUCCUCCGAGGUGGCGAGCAGCUACGUCUCGGGCACCAGCAUCGGGUCUUCCGCGUCGAAGGCGGACCGGAAGGUAGGAGCAGAACAAAAUGCCGCCCUGUUCGGGGAUACGCUCGGGCUGAAGAAGAAGUCCUCGUCUAAAAAGAAGAAAAAGCGCAGCAAAUCCGCUGCGGAAGGUGGAAACAGCAAAAAAGAGGACGUAAAGACGACCAUCUCCAUCUCGGACGACGGGAGUUACGUGAGCAACCCGAUCGUGUACACGGAACAGAAUCCGUAUGGGAGUGUCAGGAUUGAAAUCGGCAAAGUUGAAUUGAUUUGUCAUGCAUAAAAUGCAGCCCACAAAGCGAAAGCCCCUGUCUUGCAGAGUAGGCAAGUGAGGCAGAUUGUAAGCCUGUUGAGGGGUAGAAACUGAGCUGCUAAAGUGGCGUCAGCAUGACAAAAGGCGUCAUCUUUACCCAAACAGCAUGACAAACUGGAUUUCGGUUCUAGCCAAAUUGUCAUGCGCCACUUGGAGACUGGGUUACAACUAGCAUCCAUUUUUUGCAUGACAAAUCAUUUCAACUUUGUCGAUUUCGUUCCUGACAGAUCCAUAACCCGCCGCUGUUUGACAAGUACUUCUUCUACUCGAACAAGAUCAUGAAGAACAUCGGGCGCUACCGCCCCCCGCAGAACGGGGUGCGCACCCUGGGCACGACCUACUCCCUGGACCAGCUCAUCGAGAAGAACGGCGGCAUUCCGGAGAUGGCCAAGGAGAAAACCGACUACAAGCGCAACUUCCGGUUCGCGCACGACACGCGCAGCGAGAUCUCGGUGGACUUGGCGAACCCGGUCACGAAGCACAACAAACCCGACAAGAAGAUCGACAUCACGACGACCAGCUCGCUGGAAAAGUCGCACUUGAAGGCGGGCGAGGAGGCCCACGUGUACGAGCACCAGUUUCUGUACCCCAUGCCCUCCAUGGCGCCCCGGGUGUUCGCGGACAAGCACGUGGCGUUUGACAAGCUGUUCAAGCACCGGGUCAAGAUCCGCCGCCCCAAGGACUACGAUUAAGCGGAGAGAAAACAGUACAAGGGGGUGGGGUACAACAUUGGUUUCGAAAAUGUUGAAAAAAGUAGAAAUCAAAACGAGAAGUCUUUUUAGAUAGCGCUGGAGCGACAAACUCUGAUCAAUUAGGUAUCACUGUGGGACGACCACUGCGGUUUUACUUGAAACAGCGCUAGUUGUACCGGAGGACUAGAAAGAAAAAUUGAAUAGCACAGCACCGAGUGUCAUUUUGGUGCACAAGAACGGGCAGAUAAAAGACCGAUAGAACGAAUCUAGAACUUAGUCGGGCUGCUGAUAGUUUCGAAACAACUACAGCAAAAUACUGAUACUCUUGAAGUGGGCCGCGUGAAGAUCUUGCACGUGAAUCACAUCUUUUAAGUGGGCAGACGAAGAACACUACUUGUUCUCGUCUGUGUCUGAAAUUGACUUUUACAACUUUUAUCGACGAUUUUACAGCAAAUAGGCGACGUUUCAAUUAAACCUUUAAAUGCAAAUGAAUUUUAUCGAUAUCGCAAAUGAACCCUGUUACAGUUACGAAAGUUGAGAAUAGUCACGUCACUCUUUCCUAAAUGUCAUGCCUCUUCCUUUUCACUUGUACAUUAUGAAGAAAGGGACUCGAACUGCUGUGGUUUCUCAGUGACGUGG